This is a messenger RNA of Trametes versicolor FP-101664 SS1, 1984 nucleotides long. Its product is annotated as acyl-CoA dehydrogenase NM domain-like protein. The transcript has 7 exons. Gene Ontology annotation, cellular component: peroxisome. Gene Ontology annotation, biological process: lipid homeostasis; fatty acid beta-oxidation using acyl-CoA oxidase. Gene Ontology annotation, molecular function: fatty acid binding; acyl-CoA oxidase activity; FAD binding. Lineage: Eukaryota; Fungi; Basidiomycota; Agaricomycetes; Polyporales; Polyporaceae. The record is from RefSeq and is a predicted model, not a curated record. Bases 1 to 1725 code for a protein of 574 amino acids.
AUGUCGUCCGAGGGCUACCCCCGCCGCACGCUCGCGCUUCCCCACUCGCGCCUCUUCUCCACUCCGGUCCAUAGCAUGGACCACAAGGAGCGUGCCUUUCUCUCCUACGAGAAGGCAAGGGCAACCGGUCUCUCCUACGACAUGACCAUGGACGACAUAGUCUCCCUGACCCCGAAGUUUUGGCAGAUGCACAACGACCCCAUCGUGCUACUGGAUGGUGCCGCCAUCACAUUGCUUACCAUCCAGUACAACCUCUGCGCAGGAACCAUUGCUCGCUACGCUAGACGCCGGCCUGAGCUGGUGCCUCUCGUCGAGGACCUCUUGGGAUAUCGUAAACACGGUCAAUUCUUGAUGACUGAGCUCGGGCACGGUCUCGACAUCGGCAACAUCGAGACCACCGCUACACUCCUUCCGUCUGGCGAAUUCUCGCUGAAUUCGCCAACACCCGCUGCCGCGAAGUUCAUGCCCCCAACUGUACCAGCAGGCACGCCGGCCAUCGCUGUCGUAUUCGCGAAGCUCAUCGUGAAUGGCGAAGACCGCGGCCACCGGCCAUUCGUCGUUGCCCUCAACGAUGGGAAGACAAUGUGCGCUGGUGUGCAAUCAAAGCUACUACCCUUCCGCGGAGGUCCUCAUCCAGUUACCCAUUCCAUCACUACCUUCCGCAACGUCCGCCUGCCAAGAGGCUCCCUGCUCGGAUCUCUUGAGAAGCCCGCUAACUUCCACGCGAACCUCAUGAACAUCAUCGAGCGAAUCACCAUUGGCACGAUCGCCCUUGGCUGCCUCGCUCUGCCGUUCAUGCAGUGCUACGCAACCAUUGGAACGAUGUACUCCCUCCGCCGCCAGAUCGGCCCCCCCUCGAAGAAGAUCCCUCUCCUCACCUUCCGCACGCAACAGGCGCCCAUCCUCGCUGCCGCGUCCAACGCCUUCGUUCUGCAAGCGAUGCAGCGCUGGUGCAUCAAGAAUUUCUGCAACACCCGCAUCGACGGGCGUGUGCGACACGGCAUCGCGGCGAUAUUCAAGGCCGUUAUGGCGCAACACUCGCAGCAGGGUGCCAUGGGCGUUUCGGAGCGUUGUGGCGCGCAGGGUCUGUUUGCACAUAACCAGAUGACCUCCUUGCACAGCGAAAUGCGCGGCAUCGCUAUCGCUGAGGGCGAUGUGCUGGGGCUCGCUAUCCGGUUGGUGAACGAGCUCCUCCUUGGGCGCUACGCCAUGCCCCCGCCCGAGAACCCUCACUCCCUGCUCGCGCGGCAUGAGGCCGGCCUCUUCGCCGAACUGCAGGGCAUCAUCAAGGGCGUCUCGCAUCACCGGAGCGACGACGUGAACAGGCUUAUCCUGCCGCACUGCCAGCCCAUGAUGGAGGCCAUCGGGCACCGGAUGGCCUACGACGCUGCGGUCGCGCAGGGGGUGCGAGGCCCGCUCGUGGAUCUCUACGUGGCGAACGUCGUCAAGCUCGAUGCGGCCUGGUACGCGGAGCACGCAGCGCUCGGCCGCGCCGCGCAGCAGGCCGCGGAGAUCCGGGCGCACGACGAGGUGCUGCCGAUGCUGGGCGAGCUCGUGAAGGAGAUGGACGUGUUCCCGUACGUGACCGCGCCCAUCGUCACGGACGAGCGCUGGGACGCGUUCGUCGGCGGGCUGACGACGUUCGCGGGCGACGCGCACGUCGAGCUGUUCGAUACGCGCGGCGGCGCGCUGGCCGAUCCUGAGAUGGUGAGGUCCCAUCUGUGAUUUCUGCCCGCGUGGACGUGCACCGACGACCUAGAUCUUCCCCUACCGACCCCUGCUGUUGACGCUCUGCUGAAUCUGCCGCUCCCUCGCUUGCUUUACGCUCUCAGUACGUCGAGCUCAUCCCUGUCGUGUUGAGCUACGUGUUGUAAUCCGUUCGCUCCUUGUCACGGUGUACAUUAGCCUGUUGUACAACAUCUCUACUAUGGUCUCCCCGUAUUUUCUUGUUGUUUACUACCUCGCGUCAAUACAUGCGAUACAC